AUGCGUCUCCUACUUCUCUUUUUCCUUCCCGCCGUCUUCGGAUUCGAUUCCACGUUCAACUAUGGAUGCCAGGGUGGAAAGUGCACUUUCCAACUUGUGGUUCCUAAAGUAAACUCCAAACUUGGAAAAGUGAUGGGAUUUGGAACGUUUGCAGGAAGUCGCCCAGUACAUCGAUCAGAAUGCUUUGGCGUCGGAAGUGUCAAAGAUAGGAAACAGUCUUCAGGUCUUGAACGACACUAUUAGCAAGUUUGGAGAUGAUGCGAACACGUCUGAGUUCACGACGGUAGGAAGAAGGGCUUUCUGUCCACAUCCGCAAAGUUCAGAACUUCAAUGGCAACUAUUCAAUUGUCAACGACGCCGCCCAGAAUUUGAACAGCAAUGUGCAAGCAACAGCUGACAACUCCACUAGUCUGUGAUUCUGCUUUAAGUCAAACCACAACAGUUUUGAAUUCCAGCCCUCUCUGCCGACGCUCAAAAUGGCAACUACACCGCCCAUCUUCUUUACGACGCCAUCGCUUGCUUCAAGAACACGACGGCCUUCAGCUACACGUGCUUCACCCGCCCGACCACCAUCGCCCCUCCAACUACCACUCCCUCUGCUGAAAUCACUUCCACUGUGAACCCGGCCACCGACGGAGAAAGCACUGUUUCCCAGGGAUCUCCGGGAACUCAGCCAUCCACUGUUGAGUUCACUGGAACAACCGUCGAGUUCACCGGGACCACUGUGACCGCUGGACCCAAGGAACCACCGCCGCCGGAGGAUCGUCUGCUUCUCCAGUCAGCGGAGCCACGGGCACUUCCGUUCCGUCCACUUCUGCCGGUCCGGCAGUGUCCACUGACGCUUCAGCAGCUACUAGCACUCAAGCUGCUGGGUCUACCAGCACCGUCUCUGGUGAUACUCAAUAGGAAGUCGUAG
Molecule: messenger RNA, 916 nt
Organism: Caenorhabditis sp. 36 PRJEB53466
Lineage: Eukaryota; Metazoa; Nematoda; Chromadorea; Rhabditida; Rhabditidae
Source: the annotation of a GenBank genome assembly